UCCCAGCCUCCUCGACAGAACUCUGCUCUGUGCAGCGGAUGCACCUUCCUCUGCCUCCCAGGACCUGCCUGCUCACAAUGCGGGGACCCAGGUGCAGCAGAUGCUGACGCCGCCCAUGCUGUGAAGAGUUACAAAGCAAGAAGAAAUUCAGAAGCUAUGGGCAAGGCACGCAGGCCUCCACCAGGACAGCACAGGCAUUGUGAGAGAUGCUUCAACCGUCACUGCCACAUUCCCGUGGAGCCCAAUGUCUCCUGCAUGGUGAUAAACUGCCGCCUGUCCUGUGGUGCCACCUUCCACAUGUGCAAAGAGGCAGAGCAUGAGCUCCUCUGCCCUUUAGAGCAGGUUCCAUGCCUCAACUCUGAAUAUGGUUGCCCCCUUUCCAUGUCCCGCCACAAGCUGGCCAAGCACCUGCAGGUGUGUCCCGCCAGCGUGGUCUGCUGCUCCAUGGAGUGGAACCGCUGGCCAAAUGUGGACUCCGAAACACCCCUUCAUAAGAACAUCAUGAAAGAGACCCCCAGCGAGGAGUGUUUGGACACAGCCCUGGCCCUCCAGGACCAGAAGGUCCUUUUCAGAUCUUUGAAAAUGGUAGAACUUUUCCCAGAAACUAGAGAGCCCACGGAGGAGGAACCUACUAUGAAUGGUGAAGCCAGCUGGGAAGAAAUGGGAGGAGCGGUGGGUGGAGCAAAUGCUGGUUUAGUGCCACAUAGCUCCCAGUCGGCCACUAAAGAAGAGAUGACAGAACUGAGUCAAGAAGAACUCCAGGUGUUGGCCAAAACCAAAGAAGGGAUGGACCUGGACAAGUUUAGCAAGUGGGAAAAUAUUUUCAGCAAAGAGCAUGCAGCCUCUGCUUUAACAAACUCAUCAGCGAGCUGUGAGAACAAGAGCAGUAAUGGCCCAGGGAAAGAACAGAUUUCCGUCACCAAUAACAUGAUAGGAGAGGCCAGUGCCGAAGAGAAAGAAUCACAGGAGAACCAGAGACAGCAGGACUAUCAUGCAGCUAUGGAAACAACAGGGCUUGCCCCUUGGCAGGAUGGUGUUCUGGAGAGACUGAAGUCGGCUGUGGAUGCAAAGGACUAUAAUAUGUAUCUGGUGCACAAUGGGAGGAUGCUUAUCCACUUCGGUCAGAUGCCUGCUUGUACGCCUAAGGAGAAAGACUUUGUUUAUGGCAACCUAGAGGCUCAGGAAGUGAAGACUGUAUAUACCUUCAAAGUUCCUGUGAGCUACUGUGGGAAGCGGGCUCGUGUUGGAGAUGCCAUGUUGAGUUGUAAGCCAAGUGAACACAAGGCAGUAGACACUUCAGACUUAGGGAUCACUGUGGAGGACCUGCCCAAAUCAGAUCUCAUCAAGACCACCCUCCUGUGUGCUUUGGAAAGAGAACUCAAAGGUCACGUCAUCUCUGAAUCCAGGAGCAUUGACGGGCUAUUCAUGGAUUUUGCUACCCAGACAUACAAUUUUGAGCCAGAACAGUUUUCCUCUGGAACAGUGCUGGCUGACCUCCUAACCACUGCCAACCCAGAGGGGCUCCAUGUGGAGCUCCACAGUGAGUGUGUGACCAGGAGACACAACAAGAGCAGCUCUGCCUUCACUUUCACCUGCAACAAAUUCUUCAGGAGGGAUGAAUUCCCCCUGCAUUUCAAGAAUGUCCACACUGACAUUCAGUCAUGUCUCGAUGGCUGGUUCCAGCAUCGGUGCCCCCUCGCCUACUUGGGAUGUACAUUUAUUCAAAACCAUUUCCGUCCCCCAGGGCAAAAGGCAAAAUUGAUCUAUAGUCAAGAGCUCAAGACCUUUGCCAUCAAGCCGGAGGUUGCUUCAGAGCUGAAUGAGGGAAGGAAGAACAACCAUCUCUCAGGCCCUAGAGGAAAAGGCCAAAAUUCUCUAACCAGCCUGCCCUUGGAGAUUUUGCAGUACAUUGCUGGGUUCUUGGACAGCAUCAGCCUGUCCCAGCUCUCCCAGGUGUCUGUGCUGAUGAGGAAUAUCUGUGCCACUUUGUUACAAGAGCCAGGGAUGGUCCUCCUGCAAUGGAAGAAGAAGAAGUAUUCCCAUGGAGACACCUCCUGGAGAGUCCACAAAGAGAUCUGGCAAUUCAGCAGCCUCUUCUCUAAGAUCAACAGCUGGGAAUUUAAUGAAGUCACCUCCAUGUCCGAGCACCUGAAGACAUGUCCUUUCAAUGUUGUAGAGCACAAGACUGACCCAAUUCUUUUGACCAGCAUGUGUCAGCCCCAGGAGCAGGCCCGAGAGAGCUUGGUCACCACCUUCAGAGCCAGACCACAAGGAAGACAACGCAACUAAAGAUUCAGAUACCACCAUUCUUGAAUUUCUCCUAAGAGUUACUGAAAGUAGGACAGAGAGUGGCUUGGGGAACUUCCCUCUGUAAACUGCAUAUAGGCUUAUCUGGGUGUAUUAGAACAUGCAUUGUCCUUCAAGGUCUAAGAAUUCCCUAAACCCUGCCUUGUACAAUUGCUAUCGUACCAUAUUGAUGACUUACUUCCUUUCCUUUUUUAUUUCUAAGAUAAAUCAGGUUGAAGAGAGAGGUAACAAGGUCAUUGAGGAAGAUAAGCCCCAUUUCUUAGAAAUGAGAGAGCAAUGAAUUCCAUAACCAGUAUAGGCCUGUGCUUUUAUUGGGGGUGGGAGGUCAGUUUAUAAGCACGUUCAGAUUUGUGGGGCAGGCAAUACAGGGAUGUGGACUAAGGUGCCGGUCCUCCAUGGUGAAGGGCUCACAGUUUGAAGGUUCUGGGGCUGGAGUUGUCUUGACAUUCAAGCCCAGGGCUGUUGUUAGUUGCCCCACUGCCCCUAAGCCAAGACAGUCUGAACACAGCCCUACAGAAUAGAGACCUUGGCUGAGCAUAGUAGCCUUGAAGAGACCACAAACCAGAGGAUAAAAGGCAGAAAUUAGGUCAGAGAGUUUGUUGUGCAGAAUCUUGGCAACAUAUAAGAAAACCUUGAAAAGUGAAGAGUCCAUAAGACACAAUACUCAUGGAGAAAAUUAGGGCAAAAAGCCUCAAGCCUACAUCUAAACAUUUUAAUUAUGACUUAAGAGUCAAGGUUCUUUUCUUCUGAAAACGAUAGGUCUGGAUUAUGAAGAACAUUGCAUAGCCCAGCACCAGCACCCACUGCAGGUCCUGCGGCACCAGUCACCAGGUCCUAGACACCACCUGAGUAACUCAGGGAUCUUAGGAAGGAAGUCAUGGAACAAUAGUGGUUCCCUGCCAUUGUUCCUACAUAUCAUUGGCCGUCUUCAGGUGUCAAAAAUGGGUGACACUGCUAGUUUUGGGUAACAAACAGUGAAACUCAUGAGAACAAAACUAAAAAAAAAAUACACAAUUGAAACUGACUUCCCCUAAAGCAGGGUUUCUGGUAACUGCUGACAUUGUGCACUGAAUAAAUCUUUGUCAUGAGGGACUGUCCUGUGUGUCAUAUGACAUCUUGCAGCAUCCUUAGCCUCUAGCCAUAGUACACCCACAGCUGUAACAACCAAAAU
This is a messenger RNA of Myotis davidii, 3478 nucleotides long. RefSeq names its product F-box protein 40 (gene FBXO40). NCBI's taxonomy places the organism in Eukaryota, Metazoa, Chordata, Mammalia, Chiroptera, Vespertilionidae. The record is from RefSeq and is a predicted model, not a curated record. Gene Ontology annotation, molecular function: zinc ion binding; protein binding; ubiquitin protein ligase activity. Gene Ontology annotation, cellular component: cytoplasm. The transcript has 4 exons. The annotation marks the transcript as partial.